UAACUGAGCCGGUACGGGGUUGGGGGGGUUACGGAUGAUUCGGGAGAGACGAGGUUGGCGCACGUAGCGAGAACCGUCGACGUCGACGCGGUCGACCGGACGCGGAAGAAAGAAGAAGAACGGAACAGCGAGAGAAAGAAGACUUCUUUCGCGCUCGAGCGUCGACGAGCUUGUCAGCGAACCGUUCGCGACCACCGACAAGAGCGUAACGAGUGUACGGCUGGACAACCGGGAGAUCGAACGGGAGACGAGCGACGCACGAAGGGAUUAAGAGAACGAGGCUAAUAGCGGCGACGAUGACGAUCGAAAGAAACCGAUCGAGAACGGUUUCGUCGCUCGAGAAGACGAUUUUCAAGGAAAAAGAGGGGCAACAGUCGAACGACCGCGAAGGAAUCUCGUUCGUCCGUGAAAAUAAUGGAGCAACAGCAGACGUUGUCCUCGUCGAUUUAGAGACGCCUUUACUAAUCGUCGCGUUGCUUGAAUUUCAGGUUGGUUCCACGAAAAACGAACGGAGUAAUGUCGGACGAGACAUUAGGAAGGAAGAGUCGACGGCAACGCGUUCGAGUGUCACCGAUCAAGAAACAAAAUGUACGGCAUUCUUUAGCCGCGAAAAAAGAAAGAAAAAACGAAAGAAAGGGAGGGAGGGAGAGGGAGAGAGAGAGAGAGAGAGAGAGGAAGAAAAAAGAAAGAGAGAAAGGAAUAAAAGAGAGGGGAAGCAUCUCGCGAAACAUCAUCAACGAUCGCUCAUAGCCGUAAAGUCAUCUCGAGAAAAUUCACGAGUCCCUCGAGAAUCUCCUUUGCGAGGGAAGAACUCGCGAGGAGAUUCUCCGCGAGUAGAACGUCCGAAUGAGCCCCUUCGUUGAUCCUCCUUCCCCUUGACAUGCUCGUUGUUGCUAAGCUUGAGAACUUGAAUGUUUUUCUUUUUAUCGCAUGGCCCGCGCCGUUGUAAAGAGCAAUCGUGUAAAGAACGAUCGACGCGUUUACGAAAAGAACGCAACGACUAAUCGUCCCGUCGAAACCUCUGUUUCGAUU
Messenger RNA from Megachile rotundata (alfalfa leafcutting bee), 1032 nucleotides. RefSeq lists its product as uncharacterized. The record is from RefSeq and is a predicted model, not a curated record. NCBI's taxonomy places the organism in Eukaryota, Metazoa, Arthropoda, Insecta, Hymenoptera, Megachilidae.